Messenger RNA from Kluyveromyces marxianus DMKU3-1042, 420 nucleotides. It is a transcript of the gene TVP15, whose product is annotated as Tvp15p. NCBI's taxonomy places the organism in Eukaryota, Fungi, Ascomycota, Saccharomycetes, Saccharomycetales, Saccharomycetaceae. The record is from RefSeq and is a predicted model, not a curated record. The transcript has a single exon. The coding region runs from base 1 to 420 and encodes 139 amino acids.
AUGUCCACUCCAGUCUUGAAUGCCUACAGAAUCGCGACUAUCGGCUUCUCGGGCGUGCUAAGCUUGCUCUUUCUAAGCCAACUCUUCUUCAACUUGUUCCGCUUGAGCGUGCUCACUAGAGCAAUCUUUGGCCUGGUGCUUUCGGUGCUUCUAGGCUUGCUAGAGUUCAGGGAGGUGGGCCAGCUCGACAAGUAUGCGUCGUUUUACUACACGUACCCUGGUCGUGGUGCGCUUUUCGCAUUGCUAUUCGGGCUCUUGGACUACUCUGGAGCGUUUUCGAUCAUUGUUGGGGUGUUGCUCUGGCCUAUGAUAGGGGCGCAUGCGGUGUUGAGCGUGAGACCGGACCUUGGGGAGCCAGCGUACUUCAAGACGGCCAACAUUGCGUUGUCGACGGGUGAGGACGAGGGUGAUAUUGUGUGA